AAGGAAGUUUCAAUGGGGUGACGGCUUCUAUGCCUGACGGUUGAAUUUUUUGACCGUUUAAUUUUACGACGAAAGGUUUAGUCAUUGAGACCCUCUUCACAGAGAACAAGAAGUUAACCAAGUCUAAGCAAACAAGCUCUUAAGGAAAGUGUUAGCAAAUGGCGUCCAUCUUUGAGCCAUCAGCGGAAAAAACUAACGGUACAAAGUUAGCGCGACUGCUAAUUGAUGGAGGUACACAAGGACUUAAAAACGUUCUAGAGUCUUUCAUACAUCCGCCUUCAACAUUACAAAUUAUGUUAAACAACAACAAGGCAACCCUCGUCAACUUAAAGAGCAGAAGUAUACUAAAUGAUAGUCAGUGGGAAAGGCUUUUUCCUCCAUCAGGUGACCCACCAGACUCUAACACAUUUGAUAUCACUCUUCUACAUUUACUGCUCCGAAAAGUCUGUCCUGCUUUGACUGAACCUGCGACAGGAUGGAACGAAAUGCCUGCAGACGCAGAUCACAGUCGCGAAGCAGAGAUCGCCCGGAUUAAAUACUUUCGAAACAGAUUGUGUCAUAGCAUUUCCACCGGUGUUCCUAAUGACGAGUUUGAAGACAAAUGGAACACAAUUUCUCCUUCUUUAGUGGCCUUAGGGGUCGAUCAGCUGGAAAUAAACUGCCUAAAAACACAAGACAUCGAUCAUGGUACACAGCGAAGGAUCGAUGAGGAAAUAGAGAAAUGGAAGCUUGAAUUUGAACCAAGAAUGAAGGUUUUAGAGCACGAAGUACAGCAGUUAAAAGGACAAAUUUCAAAUGACAAGCGGCCCAGUUCAGAGCAGAGCGGGUCUCUUGAGCUUCCCAAUUGUCUUCCAGAUGAGGCUCAAGAUGUGUUCGGCCGCUCGGAAGAAAUUCAACGAGCUGUAGGAUUUGUUCAAAGCGGAACAGUCUCUAUUGUUGCCUUAACCGGUGGACCUGGCUUCGGGAAGACCACAGUGGCUAACAAAGUGGCCCACGAGCUUGCCAAACGCAAAAACAGCCGAACUGUGUUAUAUUGCUCACUAACCUUCCAAUCAUCGCUAAACGACAUAUUUACCAAGAUGAUUCUUGCCUGCAGCAAAAGCCUUUCUCAGCCGACAGAGCAUCCCAAACAUUGGCUUCUGAACUGGAGCAAACAGCAAUCUGGGAAAGUCACAUUGAUUCUAGACAGCGCUGAUCGUGUCCUCGAGUCAGAAGAUCGACACAAAUUUGUGGAUAUGUUACGGGAAAUGAGAACCUUGUCAAGGCAAAAUCUAACUUUUAUUACCACGUCUAGAAAAACAGUUAAUGCACCCAGUCGUGAUUUAAAUAUCCGAAACAUUAGAUUGAGUUCUCUCUCUUUGUCUGAAGCAACCAAUGUUCUUCUUUCAAAGGUUGGCGAUUUGGAAACGAGACAGGAGCUCUCCCAAAAAGAAAAAUUGGUCUCACUGUGUGGUUGUGUCCCUUUGGCACUUUGCAUCGUUGGAUCUUUGUUGUCUGACUACAAAGAAGACAAAUUAAUCGACUUUCUCGAAAACAAACCUCUAGAUGUGCUUCAGGACAACGAUUUGUCGGUUGAAAAGGCCAUUAAGACAUCAUUCGAUCUCUUAACUGAAGCAGAACAAAAGGCAUUGGCAAUCAUGUCCGUAUUUCCAGGUUCAUUCGAUUCAGAUGCAGCUGAGGCUGUAAUUACAGCUGUAAUGGUUACUGAAGUUCGGCCAGUUUCGAUUCUCCAAUCACUCAGAAACAGGUCUCUCUUGGAGCAGCCAAGUUCACGCAGAUUUGAAAUUCUUCAGCUUAUCAAAAUGUUUCUAUCGAAAGAUAGUCAAGCUAAGCAUUCACAGGCUGUUACUCGAGGAAAAAAGGAAGCCUGUGCCCACUUCAUUUGUCGACUUGCUUCCAAUGCCAAUAUGUACUGGAGCAAAGAUAAAUGCAAGGAAUCAAUUUUGGAAUUUAGCAAAGACAGACACAACUUCGAGUAUUUCUUGGAAGUUUACAUUGACACGAUAAUGAUCUGUGAAACAGAUUCUCUACAAACCUCCUCCGACUUUUUUCUGAAAAGUUUUCCACAAAAGUGCAUGUAUUUAGAAAUGUGCCUUUUACCUAGCUUCUAUACAAAAAUCUUGGAAGAACUCUGGAAGUACUUCCACUCAAUAAGCCACCCUGUUCACAUCGUUGAAGUUUUGUGCCUUCUAGGACAUGAAAAGAGAAAGGUGGGCAAGAUACCACAGUACAAGUUUCUGAUGAAUCAUGCGAAGCAAACAUAUUCUAAAAACUACAAAGCUUUCAAAACGAAUGGUUUGUCGCACGUCUACUUUUUCAAUAGUUAUGCAUAUUUUCUUGGGGCAUCAACGCUGCCCGGAAAAUAUGAAAUGGUUUCUAAAGUUUAUGAAAUAGCUCUAAUUCUUUGCAAUAGAGAACUCAAUAAACAUCCAGAGACUGCAGCUACUUUGCAGUACAUUGGUCGGCAUCGCAAAAGUAUGGAACAUCUUCAGAAGGCAAUGGACAUGUUUAACCUGUGCCUCGGAGAACAUUUCAUGACAGCUCAGUGUCAUAAAGCCAUCGGAGACUUCUAUUUUGGACCUUCUUUCUACAGGAAGGAUAACAACGAAAUGGAAAAAUGUUUUGAACAUUAUGGGGCUGCACGGACUUUGAUGAGAAAUCUUGGUGUUGGUGACCACAAGGAAAGCAUUUUGACGCUGAAAAACUACGGCGUUUGCUGCAAAAGCAAAGAAAAUUAUCACGAAGCGAUAAGUGUUCUAACGAAAGCAAAACAAGUCGCGGAUAUUGAAUUGGAGGAGGACCACAAAUGGAAAGUGAUGAUUGAAACACAGCUGGCCCUUGUGUAUGACUGCGCUGGAAAUGCAGAAAAAGCGGAACAAAUCAUGGGGAAAGCUCUUAAUAUGAACAAACGCCUGAAGCAGUCAAUUAGCCAGUUAGCAAAUAAAAAAGAGAUCUGGGAAUUCCUGGAGCGUCAUCCACAGGUUUACCAAAAGCUUCCGAUGAGGAUGAAUUCUCGAAGUUAAGGUUGACAACUGUAUCUGUACAAUUAUCCUGUAGUUGUUCAUGAGGUCAAACUGAGGUUGUGCCUAUUUUGGGCAAAGACGCUAUCCCGAUACAAAUUUUUAGGAUACCUGUGGAUUGUAGGUGUAAGAUUUCAAAGAUCACUUAAUACCAUGGAUAAUUUCUUUCACCCUUUUAGUUUCGGUUAAUGAAUGGUUUGUUGAAUUUUUCUAAUAAUUCCUAGUGGUUUAGGUAUAAGGACUAUUGUCAGACCACCAGUCUUCCCCUCCUGCUCCCCUCCCUGCGCUGGCUCUUCGUAGGGUCACGAAGUACCCGCUAGUGGCAUGAGAAUAACUGUGAGCGUGACUAAAAAGCAAAAAGAACCUUAUAAGUCAAAUUACGUCACAGGGAGCAAAAUAAAACCAUGAUAAGGAAAAGAAUCACAGUUAUCUUUCAUUACAGGCUUAUCCUUAGCCGAUUACUUUUUAAUCCUUCCUAAGGAAUGUUUAGUCGAUCGUGGUGUUGUUGAGAAAUAAAUAUCAACACUAAUCGCGA
Molecule: messenger RNA, 3555 nt
Organism: Stylophora pistillata
Lineage: Eukaryota; Metazoa; Cnidaria; Anthozoa; Scleractinia; Pocilloporidae
Molecular function (GO): ATP hydrolysis activity; protein binding
Source: RefSeq, a predicted model, not a curated record